GUGAGGCAAAACCCUUCCUUAAGCCGUGAUUCACCUUCCUUCUCUUCUUCUCUCCUUCUCUCCUUUCUCCCUCACUCACGGCUGACCACGAACACCACCACCACCAGGCCGCCUGCCUUUUUCCCUCCACCGUGAGCAGCCACCACAGCAAGGCAGCCCCUCUUUCUCCCCACCAAAAAUCUCUCUUCCCUCCCCGUUAUCGUUCCCAAAAUGGCUCGUAACAAGGAAUCGCUGGUUUUAUUGCUUGAUGUUGGUCCGAAAAUGCAUGGUGUACUUCUACAAGUUGAGAAAGUUUGUGCCAUGCUUUUGGAGAAAAAGCUACUUUACAACAAAUUUGAUGAAGUGGGAAUAGUCCUAUUUGGAACUAAAGAAACAAAGAAUGACCUCACUGUUGAAGUUGGCGGAUACGAAAAUAUUGUGGUCCUGAGGAACAUUAAGGUUGUAGAUGGAGAUCUCGUUGAUGCUCUAGAAUCGCUUCCACAGGGGACUGUUCCUGGUGACUUUCUUGACGCAAUUGUUGUUGGGAUGGAUAUGCUAAUAAAGAAGUAUGGACCCACUAACAAGGGAAAGAAACGCCUUUGUCUUAUCACCAAUGCGCUCUCUCGUUUGAGAGAUCCUUUUGAAGGAACAAAAGAAGAUCAAGUCUGCGCUAUUGCUCGGCAGAUGACUGAGCAGGCCAUGAAAUUGGAAUGUAUUGUAGUUAGAGGGGAGCUAAGUGGUGAUGCUGAUAAGAAUGUGAUGGAUGAAAAUGACCAGCUAUUAGACCUUUUCACAAAGAGAACUUGUGCAAAGACUCUUUAUGUUGAAAAUGCAACAUCACUGUUAGGAGCUCUCAGGACUCGGAGCGUAGCCCCUGUUACGAUUUUUAGGGGUGAUCUUGAAAUAAGCUCUUCUCUAAAGAUCAAGAUUUGGGUGUACAAGAAAACUUCCGAGGAAAAAUUUCCAACCCUAAAGAAAUAUUCAGAUAAGGCACCAGCAACAGAUAAGUUCGCCACUCGUGAGAUUAAGAUUGACUACGAAUAUAGAAGCAUUCAUGAACCUGACAAAAUAGUGCCUCCAGAACAAAGGAUAAAAGGUUAUCGUUAUGGACCAGAAGUGGUACCCAUCUCAUCUGAUGCUUGGGAAGCUGUCAAGUUCACAACGGAGAAGAGUGUGAAGCUCCUUGGAUUCACUGAUGCUAAAAACAUUCGACGGCAAUAUUACAUGAAGGAUGUCAAUAUAUUCACUGCUGAACCUGGCAAAAGAGAAGCUAUGAUUGCUGUUUCUGCUUUGGCUAAAGCAAUGAAGGAAAUGAAUAAGGUAGCCAUAGUUCGUUGUGUUUGGAGGCAAGGGCAGGCUGGUGUUGUGAUUGGAGUUUUGACACCAAACAUAUCCGUGAAGGACAAUAUUCCUGAUUCCUUGUAUUUCAAUGUACUGCCGUUUGCUGAGGAUGUACGCGAGUUUCAGUUUCCAUCUUUCAAGAAUCUUCCGGAAAUAUUUCAGCCCUCUGAAGAACAGCAGGAGGCUGCUGAUAAUCUAGUGAAAAUGUUUGACCUUGCACCACCUGCCAAAGAGGAGAAUCUGAAGCCUGACCUCACACCAAAUCCUGUUUUGGAGCGGUUUUACCACUUUCUAGAACUAAAAGCAAAGAACCCAGAUGCCGCUGUGCCUCCACUUGAUGUAGCCUUGAAGAGCAUAACUGAACCCGAUGCAGAAUUUGUUUCUCAAAACAAGUCUGUAAUUGAUGAAUUUCAAAGAUGCUUUGAAUUAAAGGCGAAUAUAAAGAAGAAGAAAUCAACUAGGUCGACUAGGGAGAGGCCAUCUGGAUCUGAUGAUGAGAAAGAGGCUCCAAAAAACCUUGAUGAGGGGAAACCAUUGACGACCACUCGUGAUAAUUCUGCGGUUAAGGUUGAGAACAGGGAUGAGAAACAAUCUAAUAAGACCCAUUUUAAUGCUCCGGCAAAUAAUACUGUGGCUGUUUGUGAGAGUAUUGAAAAUAUUGCCCCAAUCCAGGAGUUCGAAGCUAUGUUGUCUCGUAGAGAUAGCCCCGAUUGGGUUGUUAAAGCAAUCAGAGGUCUGAAAACCAAAAUUCUUGACCUCUUGGACGACUCAAUUGAUCAAAAUAACUAUGAUAAAGCUUUAGCGUGUCUUUUUGCCCUUCGAAAAGGCUGUGUACUUGAACAGGAACCUGCACAAUUCAACAACUUUCUGGGCUAUCUGAAUAGAUAUUGCAAGGAACAAGACUUGCAUGAUUUUUGUGAAUUCCUCGGCUCAAAAGGGAUGACAUUAAUCACAAAGACAGAAGCCCCAGACAGGUUAAUUUCUAAUCUUCCUGCGAAUCUUAACUUGUUUCUAAUUUGUCGCUUCACUCCUCUAUUUCUUGGUUCUUCCUCCAAAUGUACCCUGGGUCAUUUUUCUAGUACUAUAUUGUUAAUUCAGUUAAUUUUUCUUUAAAUGGGAUUAUUCAGUUACGCUGCAUCUAAAUCAUCUUUUAGUUCAGCGAUGUGCCAGAUGAAGCUGGGAGAAGUUAUCUGGUAAACCGAGAGCUUAAAGUUGAAUAAGAGCUUGUUGGAUAAUUGAUCUGCUGUUUUUCUGUAUAUAUAUUUGAUAACGGAAGCUGACCAAGUGGAUGUGGAGACGGAAGACGGAGGAGCCGAGGAGUGGCUAAAGUAUUACUGUAUUAGUAUGUGUAAUUGACAGAAUUAUGCUAAAUUGCUUUGUAACUUCUAUCCCCAAAUAUUUGCCUCCCUUUUGGGUUGUACCUAAAUGAUUAGGAAAAUUUGAAUCAAUUAAGCAAUUUUAACAAAAAAAAAAAAAAAGAGCUUCGGGUAAACUUAAUUCUAAAAAUAAGCAUCUUCAUGUCUGAGUCUAAGGUUAAGAUGUUCGUAGUUAUUAACAAAGAACAAAAAAAUUGGUUAAAAAAGUCAAAAUUGUUUGUUCGCAGUAAUUAAGGGAGACAAUGUCAAAAUUUUUUGUUCGCUGUUAGUAACUGUGAACAUACAUAAUCUUAAGCUCGGAUAUAAAGACGCUUAUUUUUUAAAUUAAGUUUACCCAAAGCUUAUUUUUUAUAUUUUUUUUGUUAAAAUUGCUUAAUUGUUUCAAAUUUUCAAUAAUUAGGCCGUAUCUGUUUUUGGCCAAAAAGUACCUGAGUGCUUUCACAUUUCUCUGUGUAGCUAGCCUCUAAUUAACGAAGUCAUUCUAAUUUAUUGAACACAAGUUCUUUUA
Messenger RNA from Amaranthus tricolor (Joseph's coat), 3204 nucleotides. Its product is annotated as ATP-dependent DNA helicase 2 subunit KU80. The transcript is spliced from 11 exons. The record is from RefSeq and is a predicted model, not a curated record. Gene Ontology annotation, cellular component: nucleus; Ku70:Ku80 complex. The coding region runs from base 211 to 2433 and encodes 740 amino acids. Lineage: Eukaryota; Viridiplantae; Streptophyta; Magnoliopsida; Caryophyllales; Amaranthaceae. Gene Ontology annotation, molecular function: damaged DNA binding; telomeric repeat DNA binding; double-stranded DNA binding. Gene Ontology annotation, biological process: cellular response to X-ray; telomere maintenance; DNA recombination.